UACCCAGCCUGUCGCUAAACUUUCCUGGCGCCAGCCGGCUCUGAGUCGCGUUUCUGGGCGGAGUGUCCCGGGGACGGAGAACCCAGGCUGACUGCGGACCAUCUGCUCCUCUCGGCGGGAUCCGUGGAGAGUCCUUUCUCUGGAAUUGGAGCCCUAACCGUCCCUCCCCAGCCCUAUCCGGCGAGGAGCUGAGCGCUGCCAGCGGAGGCAGCGCCUUCCCGAAGCAGUUUAUCUUUGGACGGAUUUCUUUAAAGGAAAAAGAAACCAACAGGUUGCCAGCCCCGGCGCCACACACUGGACGCCAGAGGGGGAAGCCCAGCCGGGAUCCCUUUGCCUGCGUUGGCCCCUCUCGGGCUGCUGGAGGCGAGGGGAGGGAGGGGGCGAUGGCUCGGCCUGACCCGUCCGCGCCGCCCUCUCUGCUGCUGCUGCUCCUGGCGCAGCUGGCGGGCCGGGCGGCUGCCGCCUCUAAGGCCCCGGUGUGCCAGGAAAUCACGGUGCCCAUGUGCCGCGGCAUCGGCUACAACCUGACGCACAUGCCCAACCAGUUCAACCACGACACUCAGGACGAGGCGGGCCUGGAGGUGCACCAGUUCUGGCCGCUGGUGGAAAUCCACUGCUCGCCGGACCUGCGCUUCUUCCUGUGCUCCAUGUACACGCCCAUCUGCCUGCCUGACUACCACAAGCCGCUGCCGCCCUGCCGCUCCGUGUGCGAGCGCGCCAAGGCCGGCUGCUCGCCGCUCAUGCGCCAGUACGGCUUUGCCUGGCCCGAGCGCAUGAGCUGCGACCGCCUCCCGGUGCUGGGCCGCGACGCCGAGGUCCUGUGCAUGGAUUACAACCGCAGCGAGGCCACCACUGCGCCCCCCAGGCCCUUCCCGGCCAAGCCCACCCUCUCAGGCCCGCCCGGGGCGCCAGCCUCGGGGGGCGAGUGCGCCGCCGGGGGCCCGUCGGUGUGCAAGUGCCGAGAGCCCUUCGUGCCGAUCCUGAAGGAGUCGCACCCGCUCUACAACAAGGUGCGGACGGGCCAGGUGCCCAACUGCGCGGUCCCCUGCUACCAGCCGUCCUUCAGCCCGGACGAGCGCACGUUCGCCACCUUCUGGAUUGGCCUGUGGUCGGUGCUGUGCUUCAUCUCCACGUCCACCACAGUGGCCACCUUCCUCAUUGACAUGGAACGCUUCCGCUACCCUGAGCGCCCCAUCAUCUUCCUGUCAGCCUGCUACCUGUGCGUGUCGCUCGGCUUCCUGGUGCGCCUGGUCGUGGGCCACGCCAGCGUCGCCUGCAGCCGUGAGCACAGCCACAUCCACUACGAGACGACAGGGCCCGCGCUGUGCACCGUCGUCUUCCUGCUGGUCUACUUCUUCGGCAUGGCCAGCUCCAUCUGGUGGGUCAUCCUGUCGCUCACCUGGUUCUUGGCGGCCGGCAUGAAGUGGGGCAACGAGGCCAUCGCGGGCUAUGCGCAGUACUUCCACCUGGCCGCGUGGCUUAUCCCCAGCGUCAAGUCCAUAACGGCGCUGGCACUGAGCUCCGUGGACGGGGACCCGGUGGCCGGCAUCUGCUACGUGGGCAACCAGAACCUGAACUCGCUGCGCGGCUUCGUGUUGGGCCCGCUGGUGCUCUACCUGCUGGUGGGCACGCUCUUCCUCCUGGCGGGCUUCGUGUCGCUCUUCCGCAUCCGUAGUGUCAUCAAGCAGGGUGGCACCAAGACAGACAAGCUGGAGAAGCUGAUGAUCCGCAUCGGCAUCUUCACGCUGCUCUACACGGUGCCUGCCAGCAUCGUGGUGGCCUGCUACCUGUACGAGCAGCACUACCGCGAGAGCUGGGAGGCGGCCCUCACCUGCGCGUGCCCCGGCCCGGACGGCGGCCAGCCGCGCGCCAAGCCCGAGUACUGGGUGCUCAUGCUCAAGUACUUCAUGUGCCUCGUGGUGGGCAUCACGUCCGGCGUCUGGAUCUGGUCCGGCAAGACCGUGGAGUCGUGGCGGCGCUUCACCAGCCGCUGCUGCUGCCGCCCGCGGCGAGGCCACAAGAGCGGCGGCGCGAUGGCCGCUGGGGACUACUCCGAGGCGAGCGCGGCGCUCACGGGCAGGACCGGGCCGCCGGGCCCCGCCGCCGCCUACCACAAGCAGGUGUCCCUGUCGCACGUGUAGCAGGCCGCGGCCGGCCGAGGGACCCGGGCCGGGACGUUGAGGGGAGGGCUGGUUUUGUUUGAUAGUUUUGCCAAGGUCACUUCCGUUUACCUUCAUGGUGCUGAUGUCCCCUCCCGGGGCAACUUGGAGAGAGGGAAAAGGAGCGGUUUCCAGGGCGUACCUGUCCCAGUUCUCAGAGGGGCUCAGCUCACGUGUAAUUCUAUUUUGCGUUUCUUACUACCUUCCUUCGGGGAACCCUCUUUUUAAUUUAUAUGUAUUUUUCUUAAUUUGUAACUUUGUUGCAUUUUGGCAACAAAAUUUACCUUUGCUUUGGGGGCUUUACAAUCCUAAGGCUGGCGUUGUAAUGAAGUUCCACUUGGUUCAAGUUUCUUUGAACUGUGUGGUCUGAAUUGGGAAAAUGUAUUUCCUAUACGUGUGUCUUU
Propithecus coquereli (Coquerel's sifaka) is the source of this 2563-nucleotide messenger RNA. It is a transcript of the gene FZD5, whose product is annotated as frizzled class receptor 5. Gene Ontology annotation, molecular function: Wnt-protein binding; Wnt receptor activity. Gene Ontology annotation, cellular component: plasma membrane. NCBI's taxonomy places the organism in Eukaryota, Metazoa, Chordata, Mammalia, Primates, Indriidae. The coding region runs from base 384 to 2141 and encodes 585 amino acids. The transcript has 2 exons. Gene Ontology annotation, biological process: non-canonical Wnt signaling pathway; canonical Wnt signaling pathway. The record is from RefSeq and is a predicted model, not a curated record.